This is a messenger RNA of Truncatella angustata, 1949 nucleotides long. Its product is annotated as cation efflux family-domain-containing protein. The record is from RefSeq and is a predicted model, not a curated record. Lineage: Eukaryota; Fungi; Ascomycota; Sordariomycetes; Amphisphaeriales; Sporocadaceae. Gene Ontology annotation, cellular component: membrane; Golgi apparatus. The coding region runs from base 153 to 1769 and encodes 538 amino acids. Gene Ontology annotation, molecular function: zinc ion transmembrane transporter activity. Gene Ontology annotation, biological process: intracellular zinc ion homeostasis; transmembrane transport; zinc ion transport. The transcript is spliced from 3 exons.
CCACCCGAGCCCGGAUCACAAGCUCAAAUCAGCUGGAGGUGAACCUCUCAAGCACGUGUAUCGAUGAGGCAUUGAUCUCAACGUCUAGAGUCGUACUGGCUCACCUUCCUGGUUGACCACGCUCCACGGGCACCUCCUAUACCCAUAGCAAGAUGGCCUCCUACGCUUUGCCAACUCCUCCGCUCCCGCAUAGUCAUAACCAUGGCCACACACAAUCCUUGGGUCAAUCGCAAUCCUUUGGACACUCGAGACGAUCGGCUGGCAUUCAUUCGCACAGCCAAAGCUUGGGAGUCCCUAGCCACAGCCGCAGUCCGAGCCACGACCACGAAGUAGAAGGGCACGCACAGCAAAACCUGUCCAAUUACCGAGCCAACUCGUACCUACCGCUACAGAAGAGGGAGAACCGGCCUUCACCGUUGUCUAGGCACGGCGACGCAUUGUCUCCCGUCGAAGACAUGUCGCCAAUGACCCCAAAGACCCUCAACCACGACAACUAUUUCGAGACGAACGGUGGACCUGUCCCGCAUUCUCACGAUCAUCAUGACCACGGGCAUGACCAUGGCCAGUCAAUAUGCGGACACGAUCACCAUGACGGUGAUCAUCAAGGGCACAACCACCAUGCACACGAUGACGAGCACCAACACACGCACGAUCACGAUCAUGGGCAUAGCCACGGCCACGGCCAUGUUCACGCACAUUCGAACAAAUACUCUAAACUGACAGGUCUACUGCUUCCGUACACAUCGCGCUACCCUCUUUUACAUUCGGUCAUGACGGAGAAGGACUCCCGGCGCAUUUUCUAUUUCAUGGUGCUGAAUUUCUCUUUUAUGGCGGUUCAGGCCUUCUAUGGAUACGUUACGGAUUCCUUAGGCUUGCUGAGCGACAGUAUACACAUGUUCUUUGAUUGUGUAGCAUUGGCAGUUGGGCUAUUCGCUGCUGUGAUGGCUAAAUGGCCACCUAGCCAGCGGUUUCCGUAUGGGUUCGGAAAGAUAGAAACAUUGAGCGGCUUUGCCAAUGGAAUAUUCUUGAUAUUGAUAAGCGUCGAGAUCAUGUUCGAGGGUUUUGAGAGGCUACUAGAGGGCAGAGAGACGAAAAGGCUCUUGGAUCUCUUCGUUGUUAGCACGUUGGGAUUAAUUGUCAAUUUGUUGGGCAUAUUCGCCUUUGGAUCUCAUGACCACGGCCAUCAUGGGCACGACCAUGGACACGACCAUGGACACGAUCACGCACACGGCCAUGGCCAUUCUCAUGGAAAUGACAACAUGCACGGUAUUUACCUGCACAUCCUUGCCGACACACUAGGAAGCGCCUCGGUCAUUUUGUCAACAGUUCUGACAUAUCUCAUCCCAUGGUCGGGCUGGGAUCCCCUGGCGUCGUUUCUGAUUGCAUACCUGAUCGCUAUCACAGCGGUGCCGUUGGUCAAGUCGUCGGCCCAUCGGUUGCUUCUGGUCAAUCCCGACGAUACCGAGUACACGCUUCGAAACACUUUGACGGGAAUCAACGAAGUGCGCGGUGUGACUGCAUAUUCCGUACCUAAGUUUUGGGCCGACGACAGGACCGGGCAUGCGGCUCAUGGCAGUCUGAUAGGUGUCAUGCACGUGGCGGCCAUGCGUGGAGCAGACCUGGAUGAUGUCCGUGAUAACGUACAGAACUACUUGACUGACAAGGGCAUCGAGAUGACUGUCCAGAUGGAGAGAGAAGGCGAUACAUCAUGCUGGUGCGGUAUGGGAAGAAGCAGCCCAAUGACGCCGAAGACACCAGCUUUUCAUUAGUGGAGAAGUUGGGAAAGGCGGAGGAAUGCUGUCACUAUUUGACACUUUCCCAUUGGACAUUGAGCUCGCCGAACCUUGGAGAUGGCGAUUUAAUAGAAAACACGAACGUAUAGACGUUGGCUUGUUGGACGCUUCCGCCUCUACAUGGAGGGUGCAAGUGCUCGUAGUAUAACUUGAUAC